Molecule: messenger RNA, 1102 nt
Organism: Ochlerotatus camptorhynchus
Lineage: Eukaryota; Metazoa; Arthropoda; Insecta; Diptera; Culicidae
Product: GDNF-inducible zinc finger protein 1-like
Exons: 2
Coding region: 35-1012 (325 amino acids)
Biological process (GO): regulation of transcription by RNA polymerase II
Cellular component (GO): nucleus
Molecular function (GO): DNA-binding transcription factor activity, RNA polymerase II-specific; zinc ion binding; RNA polymerase II transcription regulatory region sequence-specific DNA binding
Source: RefSeq, a predicted model, not a curated record
CUUGUCAUCGCAGUUAGUGUUUGUUACCCGGAAAAUGGACGCUACAAAACAUGGAUAUGCCAUCUCCGCCAGUGGUACCUUCUGUCGACUGUGCCUUAAAACCGACGCGAUCGAAAUCGUCGUCCAAUCGCCGGAGGAAGCCAACGAAUCGCUGCUCAACAUCAUCAGCGAAUGCCUCGGGAUAUGGCUCACCGUGACGGAAGACUUCCCGCUGGCCAUCUGCCACUCGUGUUCGAUGUCGAUGGAAGCGAUCCGCCAGUUCCGGUACAACUGCCAGCAGUGUGAUUUCUACCUCCGCAGUCAACGCUCGGCUGCACCUCCACCAGCGCCGACACCGGUGCUAGUGGUUGAUAGUGAUUUAGAUUCUUCGACGGAACAUAAACCACUGAUAUCGCAUUCAGGGAUGGAACCGGCGGCGAUAGCAGCGUCACAGGGUGUGGUCGCAGUGCAGGAAGUCCGGUACGAAGAAUCGACAAUUAGUGUGAGCGAUAAUAACGGAGUAGCCGGAUCGAUGGAGGGGCAGAUGUGUGAGCAAAUGGUGGUUAUGGAGCAGCAUCCGGUGGAAAUGAAUAUCCCAUUGAAGAAGUUUGACUGUCCGGAGUGCGGCAAACAGCUGUACAGUUCGCGGAUGCUGGCACAACACGUAGUGCGGGAGCAUCGGCUGUGUCAUGGGUGCGACCAGUGUGGAAUGUCCUACAACAGCAAGCAGAAGCUGGAUUCACACAAGGAAAGCUGCUCUGGGCGGCCAUCCAAAUUCAUAUGCACUCAGUGUCCCAGUGCGAAGGUGUUUGCCACGGCCAUAAGUCUUUCCAUGCAUCUGUAUUAUGCCCACGACAGUAUUAAAUCCGUUGUCUAUCGGUGCGAGGCGUGUAAGAAGAAUUUCAAGAACCGGACGGGUCUCAAGUAUCACUACAAUGCACGCCACGGAUGCACGAUGGUGGAAUGCGAGAUCUGCCGGAGGCCGUUUCCCACGGAGGAAAGCUUGUACUACCAUAAACAGGCAGAUCACUGAGGGGGGAUUCAAACUAGGCACUUAGGGUAGCGAUUUGUACAAAAUAUGUAUUUCGACUGAAUAUUCAAUAUAAUAAAGACAAAAUGUUAG